CCCUCCUGUCCGCUCCCCGUCCCCUCUCAGUCUUUUUCUCCCGCAUCUUCCUCUGCUGCAUCAGCACCAGCAGCACCAGAGCAUCUCUGAGCAUCUCUGAGCUGCAGCUCCUCCGUGUGGCCUGUGUCUCUGCUCUGCCUGUGCCUCCUGCUUCUUUUUGCCUCUCCCUACUGCUCCCCUCCUGCCCUCAGCCACUGACUAGCAGCCUCAGCCCUGGGGCAAUAAGAGAGAGAGCUCCCCAUCACUCCAUGUACCUCUCCCCUCCUCCCUCCCCUGGACUCUGCAGCAAUAGGGGGAGUCUCCUGGAGGAAAGGAGAGAGUAAGGGGAGCUGAGAGAAGAAGGACAAGAACAGGGGGCUCAGCCAGGGAAAGGCUGAUAGAAAAAGGACAAGGAAAGAGGAGGAGGAGGAGGAGGGAGAAGAAGGGCAAGUUGGAGGAUUGGAAGAGGAGGGCAGCGUGAUUUUCCUGGAGGGUGGGGGGGAGAGGGGUCCCUGCAGAGGAGCAGCAGAAGGUGGAGGAGCUGCUGUGAGACUGAGUGAGGUGCAAUUUCCACGCAGGAAGCAUGAGGGAUCGGACCCAGGAGCUGAGGAGCGCUAAAGACAGCGACGAUGAUGAGGAGAUUGUGCAGGUGGAUCGGGACCAUUUUAUGGACGAAUUCUUUGAGCAGGUGGAGGAGAUCCGGGGAUGUAUUGAGAAGCUGUCAGAAGAUGUGGAGCAGGUGAAGAAGCAGCACAGUGCUAUCCUAGCUGCACCAAACCCUGAUGAGAAAACUAAGCAGGAGCUGGAGGAUCUCACUGCCGACAUCAAGAAAACGGCCAACAAAGUUCGUUCCAAGUUGAAAGCAAUUGAACAAAGUAUUGAGCAAGAGGAAGGAUUAAAUCGUUCUUCAGCUGACCUACGUAUCCGAAAAACCCAGCAUUCUACUCUGUCCCGCAAGUUUGUGGAGGUGAUGACAGAAUACAAUGCAACGCAAUCCAAGUACAGGGAUCGCUGCAAGGACCGCAUCCAGAGACAGCUGGAGAUCACUGGAAGAACAACAACCAAUGAAGAACUUGAGGACAUGUUGGAGAGUGGAAAACUGGCAAUAUUCACAGAUGAUAUCAAGAUGGAUUCCCAGAUGACCAAACAAGCUCUAAACGAGAUAGAGACAAGACACAAUGAGAUCAUUAAGCUAGAGAACAGUAUCCGGGAGCUGCACGACAUGUUUGUAGAUAUGGCCAUGCUGGUGGAAAGCCAGGGGGAGAUGAUUGACCGAAUUGAGUACAAUGUGGAACACUCUGUGGAUUAUGUGGAAAGAGCAGUGUCUGAUACAAAGAAAGCUGUUAAAUAUCAGAGCAAAGCGAGAAGGAAGAAGAUUAUGAUAAUAAUCUGUUGUGUAGUACUCGGUGUAGUCUUGGCUUCCUCUAUCGGAGGGACCCUGGGACUCUGAAAGAAUCAAAUGCACAGAUUCAGAAAAAGGAAAGAAAGGAAAAAAAGAAAAUAUUCAAUGAAAAAUACAAAAAAAAAAAAGAAAUAAAAAAAGAAAUCACAUAAUUUACAUGGCAAGUAUUGGAAGCACAGCUUGGAAAGGCUUUCAUUGUGUCAGCCCAUUUAUCCUCUGUGCGUUUCACACAGGAGUUAGGUUACCAUCAGCUAAUUCAAGCCCAGGGGGUCUACCUUGCCCUUACGGAAUGAAUUAAACCCACUGCUGCUUCGCAAAAGGGGAUUACCUGACGUGAACCUAAAGCCAAAGCUUCAUCUGUCACCCACAGCUCCUGGGGGCGAAAAGGGUGCAAAAUUCCCAAAUCCUUGUUUUAUUUCUGUGUCUGUUUUCUUUUUUAAUUUUUUUUAAUUUGUUAAGGUUAAAAAAAAAAAGAAAACAAAAAGGUGUAUUUGACGUUGCUGGACGUUUUCCACAGGGACCCCCGGACUGAUGGUGGUGGCGGAGGGUCCGGCCUGGCGCUUUACUUUGUCUUUUAUCUUGACUGGUGGCUGAGUGUGUUUCUGUUACCUGCCAAAGUCUUGUGUGUGUGUUUUCUUGCUUGAAUACCUCCGUUUUCUGUCAGGGGAUUAAGGUUAGGGGAGAGAAGCUGGUGUGUGUGCUCAUUCUAUGUCAGAGGAAGAAUGUGCAAAGCAAAUGGAUGCUAGAGAAGAAAUGUGAUGAACACAGAGGCAUCUGGUUGGCUCUCCUUGUUGUGUCAUUGUGCUGUGUCAUGGCUGCUGCAUAUCUGGUGGGGCAGGGAAAUGAUUAUGUGCUCAUCAACGUCUUUCUUCAGUUUCUUCUCUGAAAUAAUAUCAGCAUAACAUUUCUCUUUAACUCCUCCAGUAAAACCAUGUGUCCUAAGACCAUAACUUCACCUGUCAUUGUUUCAAAUAACCCUCCCUAGAACUUCUCCUAUGGAUCCCUGUAAUCUUACCCAAUAAUGGUCCAUAUAGCCCCUCCCUACAAUAACUGCAGCUGCUGCAUUGAGUCUUCCCCAUAACUCUUCAUAUUGCUGCCGAUAAACCCACCAACUCUGUCUAUUACUCUGAAUAAACCAACAUUAAUGAGUUCUGUUGGUUCAUAAAACCCACACCCUAUUGCUCCUUCUAUUGGCCAGUUAAACACAAUUGCUUAAAAAAAAACAACUAGACCUAUUUCCCAUAAAAGUCAAUCUAACCCUUCCAUACCAAUCCCCCAAUAGAGCCUAAUGUUACUACUCUUUUCUCAUCAACUCUACCAAAUUUUACAUUUUCAGCCUUCCUUCCAACCAUGAGUCUUUUAAUUUUUAACUAAAUUCUAGAUUAAGUGAUACCAAAGUUUUCAUCCAUUUACUUCCUCCAUCUUGACUCUUCUGUGCCCACCUUAUGAAUGAUAAUAUGUGAGCCUUUUAAAAAAAACUAUAAGAAAUAUAAGGAGGAGAGGUAGCACUUGACUGUGGGAUGUAACUUGCAGAACAUUCCGGUCAGUGCAGAGCCAGCACCAUUUAAAGGUGCAGUCUCUACUCAUACAGCAAUAAACACUCCGACCAAACUGUUGAGCAUGGGCCAUAAUACCAGAUGUGGUGGGAGAUUACGGAGAACUGGCCAUAUGUUUUUCUAUUUUGUUUACAAUUUUUUGCAAGUCUAGUUAGAAGCAAGAUGUGAGUGUCUGGAAAAUGUAGGGUUAAUAUGCAAAAUGAAGGACGAUGGUACCCAUGUUGCUUGAAAAGAAGAUAUAGCAGCGAAUGCAGUGAUGAGGUAGAUGAGGAUGAGUUGAUAACAUGUUGGGUGAGAAGAUACAGUUGAAUGUUGUAUAUAAUUAUGGAUGAGCAGUUGGUGUUGUGUGGUUGAUAACAUGUUUGGUAAGAAGAUACAGUUGAACGUUGUAUAUAAUUAUGGAUGAGCAGUUGGUGUUGUGUGGUUGAUAACAUGUUUGGUAAGAAGAUACAGUUGAAUGUUGUAUAUAAAUAUGGAUCAGUAGUUGGUGUUGUGUGGUUGAUAACAUGUUUGGUAAGAAGAUACAGUUGAAUGUUGUAUAUAAUUAUGGAUGAGCAGUUGUUGUUGUGUGGUUGAUAACAUGUUGGGUGAGAAGAUACAGUUGAAUGUUGUAUUUAAACAUGGAUGAUGGAUAGUGCUGAGCGGCUGAUAAAAUGUUGUGUAGAUAGAAGGUUGGCUUGGCACAAAAGUCAGUGGUGUAUAUAAUGUUGGUUGAGAAAACAGAGUGAAUGGCAUAGUCAAUGUUAUGUGGUCCAGUGUGAUGGUGUAUCUAAUUUUAGUUGUGUCUAUGCACAUUAUGACUAUAUAGCAGACCAGGUAUGGAUAUGUGGUAUAAUGCUGUAGGCAAUAGAGUGCGUGCAGAUGUAAAUGAGUGGUGCUGGUACUAUCUGGUAGGCAUAUAGUGUUGCAUAGUAUAACGAAUGUUGUGUAUCUACACUGAGAUUUAAGAAACUGUGCAUAGAGAUGCUAAUUAUUUCAAAUGUUAUUUAUACAAUGAAGAUGUUAUUUAUAUAGAAGCCCAUAUUAAAACACAUAAUGAAUAUAUACAAAGAGUGCAUGGCAGCAAAAGACAACUGUGUGUGGUUUGUGUGUUUGUGUGACUGCAAGGAAGGAGGCAGUGCAAUAAGCACAGAAUUGUGUGUGAAGUACGAAGGGUCAGUAGAGAAGGGGGAAGCGUUUAUUAACCUCAUUUCCUGCCUUACAGGAACUCACUCCGUAUGCAAGUAAAAGUGGGAAGCACACGUUGGCACCUCCACCUUUCCCUGACUUAGUCUGUCCACCCGUCUCUCUCUGUCGCCUCUUGCAUGAUUAUGAACUGUCUCUGUGGAUAUUUCUAGUCUCUGUUGUCCUGAAAAGUUAACAUUUUUCACCUGGGGCAGGGGGGAGGAAGGGACAGGCAGUUGUUUGCGUGCAUGCAAAAAUAUGAAACUCUGGCCAUAAAAAAAAGAAACUAGUCAAAGGGCGGCCAUUUUGAACUGAACCUGUCGAAAGAAAAGCCUAUGUCAAUAAAGCCUCAGUGUGUUGUACAUAUUAAGCGACAUGUCGAAUAAUCAAGUGUUUCUUUCCUUUGGAAGUCAUUCCGCAGACUCGUUGAAUGUGUUAUGUCAGACGUAGAAUAGUCGAUGUCAAAAAAUAAUCAAAAUGGCUGCUUCAUCAGAGAAUGAAGAGGUGUGUCACUGUAACUAUGCAGACUCCAUUGUUUAACUCAAGGAUACAUUUGAAAAGUGGCUUAAUCUGCCUUCUCCUUUAAGAAUGUACCUCUGAAUUUCACGUAUCAAUUACUUUAAAGAAAUAAAAAUAAGUUAUUGACUGUA
Xenopus laevis (African clawed frog) is the source of this 4751-nucleotide messenger RNA. It is a transcript of the gene stx1b.L, whose product is annotated as syntaxin 1B L homeolog. Gene Ontology annotation, molecular function: SNARE binding; SNAP receptor activity. Gene Ontology annotation, cellular component: endomembrane system; presynaptic active zone membrane; SNARE complex. Lineage: Eukaryota; Metazoa; Chordata; Amphibia; Anura; Pipidae. The coding region runs from base 563 to 1429 and encodes 288 amino acids. Gene Ontology annotation, biological process: vesicle fusion; exocytosis; intracellular protein transport. The transcript has 10 exons. The record is from RefSeq and is a predicted model, not a curated record.